CGACAAAGAAGACAUUGCAAGAGGAAGGACUAGCUGACCAACCUGCUGCAAAGUUCAGUGUCUUUCCACAGCAAUGGCGUUUUUGUGCAGAAACGUAGGAUUAGUCCUGAAGUCCUCCAGAGCAGCGCCGGCUCUGCUGUCGGCUGCCCGCCUCUACAGCUCAGGUGGUCAGUACGAGUAUAUUUUGGUGGAAAAGCGAGGCGUGCAGAAUAAUGUUGGCUUCAUACAGCUGAAUCGACCCAAAGCUCUCAACGCUCUCUGUGACGGCCUGAUGAGGGAGGUGGGGAAGGCACUGGACGCCUUUGAGGACGAUCCACACAUUGGAGCUGUUGUCAUCACUGGCAGCGAGAGAGCCUUUGCUGCUGGAGCUGAUAUUAAAGAGAUGCAAAAUCGAACCUUUCAAGAAUGUUAUGGUGGGAACUUUCUGGCUCAUUGGAACAGAGUGUCCACAGUAAGAAAGCCUGUAAUCGCAGCUGUUAAUGGAUUUGCUCUGGGUGGAGGCUGUGAGCUGGCCAUGAUGUGUGACAUCAUUUAUGCUGGAGAGAAUGCCCAGUUUGGACAACCAGAAAUCCUGCUGGGGACCAUUCCUGGAGCGGGUGGCACCCAGCGCCUGACUCGGGCUGUUGGCAAAUCCUUGGCAAUGGAAAUGGUACUAACAGGAGACAGGAUUAACGCUCAGGAGGCCAAGCAGUCAGGUUUGGUGAGUAAGGUUUAUCCAGUGGACCAGCUUGUGUCUCAGGCUGUUCAAUGUGGAGAGAAAAUUGCAAUAAAUUCCAAACUGGUCUCAGCCAUGGCUAAAGAAGCUGUAAAUGCAGCUUUCGAACUGACUCUGGCUGAAGGGAAUCGCUUGGAAAAGCGUUUGUUCCACGCUACCUUUGCAACGGAUGACCGUAAGGAGGGCAUGACUGCAUUUGUGGAGAAAAGAAAAGCCAAUUUCAAGGAUCAGUAGAUUAGAAAAAAAUCACCAAUAAUCAGGAGGUUUCUGGUAUAAAUUGAUCUCUCCCUCACUAACGGUGCAUUGUGUGGCGCUACAGUAUGAUCCUGGCUGUGGCAGAGCAAACAGGCGAAAUAAUGAGAUGUAGCUGAAAAUCACAGCCUUUUGGGGCAAAGUGAUGAAAUGAAAUACUGUCUUGCAUCAGGAGGUUGAAAUGUAAUGUGGAUUCCAUAAUUGUUUCAUAGUCUGUGUGUUCAGGAAGGAUAACGACAGAUGACUAGUUUGUUUUAAUUUUGCCUUUUCACUUUUCAAAUGUGUAUAACAUUUUGCAAAUAAAAAAACAAAAAACAAUCUAAACACUAAUAACUCCAAUGUUUUUUUUUUUCAAAAAAUAAUAAAAGCUAUAGGUGAUAAAUUUAUAUGUUUACCUUAUUUUUCUUAAGUAUCAUUUAAGCUGUGAUAAGAAAACGAUCAUAAACUUCUGCAACAUCUGCUCUAGACCACUAGAUGGAGCUGUUGCAAUCCCUUGGGCAGAAGUUGAAUUUCAGUUCUCUGCUAAGGAAACAAGUAAUAAGCAACAUCUCAUGAAAGUCCUAUGAAAAUAUGAGUAAACAAUCACAUUAAUGUUUAAAGUGCUGUGUCAUUACUCUGAACUUUGAAAAAUUGAUUUUACUUGUAAAACUCAGAAAGCUUUUUUUUUCUCCUUUGAAUGUAAAGAUGCAUUUAAACAGGAUCUCCCAAUGAAAAUCAAAACCACAAACAGAAAUGUCCUAAAGUAAAGUAGAAAACAACACAGAAGAUAUU
Messenger RNA from Cyprinodon variegatus (sheepshead minnow), 1738 nucleotides. RefSeq names its product enoyl-CoA hydratase, short chain, 1, mitochondrial (gene echs1). NCBI's taxonomy places the organism in Eukaryota, Metazoa, Chordata, Actinopteri, Cyprinodontiformes, Cyprinodontidae. Gene Ontology annotation, cellular component: mitochondrion. Gene Ontology annotation, biological process: fatty acid beta-oxidation. The coding region runs from base 74 to 949 and encodes 291 amino acids. Gene Ontology annotation, molecular function: enoyl-CoA hydratase activity. The record is from RefSeq and is a predicted model, not a curated record. The transcript has 8 exons.